AUGAGCGACUCACCAACAAAGGGCAAGCGCAGGCCCCUGGCUGCCGACACCAGAGGGCUGGCAUCGCAGGGCGACCGCAAGAGCGAGCUCCGGGACACCAUCGAUGUGCUGCAGAAGGAGCUUAGGGCUCAGAAAGAAAAACGCGACGCGCUGCUGGCAAACGGCAUUGGAGUCGAGAAAGCACGGGGGCUGACGGACGCGCACAUUGAGCGGCUGCACCGGUACAACGACAUCAAGGAUGCUGGGCAGAUUCUGUUCGGCAAGCUAGCAGAUGUCCAGGGAAAGCUGGUCAAGGACAUGUACAGCGCAUACAGCGUGGAUCUGGACGACUAG
This is a messenger RNA of Linderina pennispora, 333 nucleotides long. RefSeq lists its product as uncharacterized. The coding region runs from base 1 to 333 and encodes 110 amino acids. Gene Ontology annotation, cellular component: Swi5-Sfr1 complex; Swi5-Swi2 complex. The transcript has a single exon. NCBI's taxonomy places the organism in Eukaryota, Fungi, Kickxellomycota, Kickxellomycetes, Kickxellales, Kickxellaceae. Gene Ontology annotation, biological process: double-strand break repair via homologous recombination. The record is from RefSeq and is a predicted model, not a curated record.